This is a messenger RNA of Schistosoma rodhaini, 960 nucleotides long. The record is from the annotation of a GenBank genome assembly. Lineage: Eukaryota; Metazoa; Platyhelminthes; Trematoda; Strigeidida; Schistosomatidae.
AUGUUCAACAUUACAAGAAAGACUAACACAGAUGCAUUAUUUAUUAUAAGGUGUUUCUCGAUCAAGGUGACGGAACAAGAGGAGAAGAUGAAGACGAAUAAUAAUAAUAAUAAUAAUAAUAAUAAUAAUAAUAAUAAUAAUGGUGAUAAUAAUAAUAAUAAUGGUGAUAAUAAUAAUAAUAAUGGUGAUAAUAAUAAUAAUAAUAAUAAUAAUAAUAAUGGUGAUAAUAAUAAUAAUAAUGGUAAUGGUAUGUUGUAUUGAUUGAAUGAAAUUUAGUGUUGUCACCAUCGAUAUACUAACUAGUUGGCUUCACACAUUUCUUAUUUGAUGACAAAUUUCAACUUAUCAAAUUAGUCUUCAUUUUAAAUAAUGUCUCCUUCUCAGUAAGGUAAUGUGAGAAGGUAGCACAAGCGUUCACUACUGAAAUAUCUGCACUAUUAUUAUUUUGUUCACUGGUGAGAUGAAAUGAAGUGGAACUGUUAGUUUUGUGUGGCUGAUGCCAUACUCACUUACUCACACGCACACGCACACGCACAUACACACACACAGUCACGUGACUCUAAUUGUUUACCAUGCAACGAACAGUUAAUCAAUAGAAAAAUCGAAGUCAUUUGGCAACGAAUGAGAAUUGAUCAUUCUAUUUAAGGUCGUAUGGAAUGUCAACUAAUAUCACAGUGUUUGAAUUUGCAGUCGAAAUGAUGUACAUUUUCGCUGGUAUUUGGAUGAUUGUUUAGGUUGGUAAUGUGCUGACUGAUUUAGUGUUCAUUGUUUACGCUGAAGAGAAACACAGCAAUUGUGUGUGAGCAUGUGUUUAUGACACAUUUGAGAAUACGUACUGAACAAAAUGAAUAAUGACUGUCUAGUUAUGUGGUGUGAAUUUUUGACUUCUAAAGGUAUCCAGAUAAUAUCAUGUCGUUUGAAGUGAUAUUAUUGUCUUGAACAGAUAUUGUCAAAUCAUAU